UUUUUAUUUCCAACAGCUUUGUCAAACAGAGCUUAGUCUUAGACAUCUAGUUGAUGUGCCUAAAAAUGUGCAGGUGCUCGUAGUCUUCGUGCUACCAGGAGUUGCUCAUCCUUCGUCACAUUUCUAUCGUCUUGUUGAGAUUUGUGUUUCGCAGAACAUUUCUUGUAUUUAAAACGAAAAAGGAAACGAUUUUUAAGGCAUCUCAAGAGUCAUUGGGUUGUCAGCGGGGAUCCCAAACGACAACAGCCUCCUAACCACGUUUGCGAUUGUUCAAUUAUGUUAACGCAAAGCAUGAACCGAAAGAAAAUUAUGGACCACUCAACGGGGAGGGGAACGGCCAUCCCACCUGUCCGACCAAAUAUAGCCCAUGAUUUGGAUGGUGAAUUUAAGAGGGAAAAUCCCUGCUCCAGAUCCUUGGCUGUAAAAUCCCUCUGCUCUGCGCCCAAGCCCUCGAAUAAUAUCUCCUCCUCUUCGUCUCGCUCUGUGUCCGCCCCCCCACAGCCCCCAUGCCGUGGGGCGGCAGCUCCGAGGUGGACGAGGAACCCUCCGCCUCGGCCGUCCCGUGCCACCUCCUUGAGCUGACGGUGAUCUCGGCCCAGGACCUGUUCCCCGCGACGGCCCGGUCCAUGCGGGCCUACGCGACGGCCUGGGUCCACCCGGACAGGAAGCUGUUGACGCGGACGGACCGUGCCGGCCGUACCGACCCCACCUGGAACGACAAGCUCGUCUUCCGCGUGGACGCCGCCUUCCUCCUCUCCGUCACCUCCGCCGUCACCGUCGACAUCUUCGCUGCACGCCGCCGCCUCAGCCCCCGCCUCCGAGACCCCCACCUCGGCACCGUCCGCGUCCUCCUCUCCGCCUUCCGCCCCGAACCCGGCUCCCGCCGCUUCGCCGCCCUCCAGGUCCGACGCCCGAACUCGCUCCGCCCCCAGGGCAUCCUCAACGUCGGCAUCGCCCUCCUCGACGGCCUCGCCUACGUCGACCGGAUGGUCCCCCUCCACGACGACAUCGGCGAGCCCUACGCCUUCGCCUACAAGGACCUCGAGGCCCUCUCCAUGGAGCGCAGGGCAGGGGAGGAAAGCAGCCCGAGGCGUUCGGCAGCUUCGAUGUUUGUCGGCGGCGGCGGAGCCGAAGAGUGGAUGGUGGAGAAAAGCGGAUCGGUGGAGAGCUGGAUAGGGGAGAAGGAGCAGGAGGCGCUGGAGUCGAAGCUGGAGUUGUGGAAGUCGGAGCUGUCGCCGGAUUACUACGAUAUCGGCGACCGGUCCCUCGGCGGCCGGAGGAAGAGGCGGCGAAAGGGGACGGGCGGCUUCCGGAGCCUGUCCUGCUUUUGCGGUGGAACCACCAAGUGGGCAUAACAAUGAUGACGACCAAUAGCAAGCGAGGAAGGGGAGGAGAAGCGAUGGUUAUGAUGGAUGGGUUAAUGGUCCGUUCUUUUGAUGGGUUUGGCUUUGCAUGCUCUCAGACGUUGAAAGGGUAGAGGCUCGUUUUUUUUGUUUCAUAUAUAAGGUUUUACUUUAGGAAGAGCGGACCACGUUGAAAGAUUACUGCCUGUACCAUGAAAAGCUCCAUGCAGUAGCCGCACAUGCCGCCUGCUCCCAACCUUGUACAUAUUCUCUUCUUCUUCUUCGUUUGAUCAAGGCAAUGUACUGUUUUCCAAAUUGACGAGAUAAACUAAGAGAAUAUGAUAUGGCCCUAGAGGAUAUGCACCAAUCUAUUAAGAAAA
This is a messenger RNA of Phoenix dactylifera (date palm), 1723 nucleotides long. RefSeq lists its product as uncharacterized. NCBI's taxonomy places the organism in Eukaryota, Viridiplantae, Streptophyta, Magnoliopsida, Arecales, Arecaceae. Gene Ontology annotation, biological process: defense response. The record is from RefSeq and is a predicted model, not a curated record.